AAGCACUCCUCAACCUCCUAGACCAUCCUCCUAUCAAACCUGGUUGAAGCGGAACUCAUCGUGACGCCAUUUUAACCGUGCAUACUUACCCUUCCUUAUCUUUGACAUCCCUGACGAAUCACCGUCCCCCCAUCACCUCCCCGAAGCAAUCCGCCGCGGGACUCCGUUUACUAUCCUAGUCCCAUAUACGACUCCCAAGUUUAUCUCCUCCAUUCUCUGUCGGUCACCGGCGGAAGAAUGGGUCUGAACUUGGAGGAAAUCUAUGGUCAAAAUCUAGUCGAUGAGCAGAAGCCCAGCGAGUAUUCCGAGUACCAGCCAAAGCAGGGCUAUGGCUGGGCCAACACCUUGCCCGAGAGGCAGGGUCUCUAUGAUCCCGAGUAUGAGAAGGAUGCCUGUGGUGUAGGCUUUGCUGCUCAUAUCAAAGGAAAGCCUAGCCACAAGAUUGUUAGCGAUGCUCGGAAUCUACUCUGCAACAUGACCCAUCGAGGUGCCGUCGGUUCCGAUGCCCGAGAUGGCGAUGGUGCGGGUGUCAUGACCAGUAUCCCCCACAAGUUCUUCAUCAAGAACUUUGCGCGCGAGGUGGGCGUGGACCUGCCCCCUCUGGGUCAGUAUGCCGUGGGAAACUUGUUCUUCAAGCCGGAUGAGGAGACCCUCAAAGAGUCCUCGGCCACCUUUGAGGAUCUCGCGAACUCUUUGGGGCUGCGCGUGCUGGGAUGGCGUGAAGUCCCCCGCGAUUCUACGAUCCUGGGCCCCGCGGCCCUCUCCCGGGAGCCCGUCAUCAUGCAGCCCUUUGUGGUCCUGAAGUCGGCCUACGGGGAGGGGAACAAGCCCGAAUCCACCGACCCCGAGACGUUCGAUGAGAGGACCUUCGAACGUCAGCUGUUCGUCCUGCGGAAGCGGGCCACCCACGUCCUCGGACUCGCCAAUUGGUUCUACCUGUGCUCCCUGAGCAACCGGAACAUCGUCUACAAGGGUCAGCUGGCCCCCGUGCAGGUGUACGAGUACUACCACGAUCUGGUCAACGUCGACUACGAAGGCCACUUUGCCCUGGUGCAUUCCCGUUUCUCGACCAACACGUUCCCCUCCUGGGACCGUGCGCAGCCGCUGCGGUGGGCUGCCCACAACGGUGAGAUCAACACCCUGCGAGGCAACAAAAACUGGAUGCGGGCCCGCGAGGGCGUGCUCAAGUCGGAUAUCUUUGGCGACGAGCUGGACUUGCUGUACCCCAUCGUCGAGGACGGCGGCUCCGACUCCGCGGCCUUUGACAAUGUCCUGGAGCUGUUGAUGAUCAAUGGCGUCCUGUCGCUCCCGGAGGCCGUCAUGAUCAUGAUCCCCGAGGCGUGGCAGGAUAACCCGGCCAUGGACCCGGCCAAGGCCGCCUUCUACGAGUGGGCCGCCUGUCAGAUGGAGCCCUGGGAUGGCCCCGCCCUCUUUACCUUCUCCGACGGCCGCUACUGCGGUGCAAACCUCGACCGCAACGGCCUGCGUCCGUGCCGGUUCUACGUCACGGAUGAUGACCGGAUCAUCUGCGCGUCCGAGGUGGGCGCCAUCAGCAUUGACCCCGAGCGAGUGGUCCAGAAGGGCCGUCUGCAGCCCGGCAAGAUGCUCCUGGUCGACACCGUCGCUGGUCGCAUCAUCGACGACUCCGAGCUCAAGCACACCGUCGCCCACCGUCAGGAUUUCGCGGGCUGGUUGGACAAGGAGCUCCUCAGACUCCCCGCCAUCCGACAGCAGUUGCUGGAGCAGAAAGUCGAUCUGGGCUACACCCUGGACGCCAACACCAUCCAGAAUGACCCGCGCCUCAUGGCGUUCGGUUACUCCUUUGAGCAGGUCAGCCUGCUGCUGGCCCCCAUGGCGGCGGACUCGAAGGAAGCGCUGGGCUCCAUGGGCAACGACGCCCCCCUCGCCUGUAUCGCGGAGCAACCGCGCCUUCUCUACGAGUACUUCCGCCAGCUCUUCGCCCAGGUGACGAACCCCCCGAUUGACCCGAUUCGGGAGGCCGUCGUGAUGUCCCUGGAGUGCUACGUGGGCCCGCAAGGCAACCUGCUGGAGAUGGACCCGUCCCAAUGCCACCGCUUGCUCUUGCCUUCCCCCAUUUUGAGCAUCCCCGAUUUCAACUCUUUGAAGAACAUCAACCAGGCCCACAAGGACUGGACGGUGAAGACCAUCGACAUCACGUUCGAGAAGAAGAAGGGCACCGCCGGCUACCUCGAGGCGCUCGACGCCAUCUGCGACGCGACCACCGAGGCGAUUCACAAUGGCGACAAGGUCAUCGUGCUGUCCGAUCGUGCUACUUCCGCAGACCGGGUCCCCGUCUCCGCCUUGCUCGCGACCGGCCUGGUCCACCACCACAUGGUCCGCAACAAGUGGCGAUCGCUCGCGGCCCUGGUCGUGGAGACGGCCGAGGCGCGUGAAGUCCAUCAUAUGUGUGUCAUCCUGGGUUAUGGCGCGGACGCCGUGAAUCCCUACCUCGCCAUGGAGUGCAUCCUCAAGAUGAACCGGGAGAACCUGAUCCGCAAGCAGCUGUCGGACGAGAAGAUCAUUGAAAACUACAAGGCAUCGUGUGACGGUGGAAUCUUGAAGGUGAUGAGCAAGAUGGGUAUCUCCACCUUGCAGUCGUACAAGGGUGCCCAGAUCUUUGAGGCUCUCGGAAUCGACGACAGCGUCAUCGACCGGUGCUUCACAGGGACGGCGAGCCGCAUUCGCGGGUUGACGUUUGACCUCAUCGCCCAGGACGCAUUUGCCUUCCAUGAGCGAGGCUACCCCUCGCGUGAAAUCGUGGAGAUUCCCGGACUUCCCGAGUCGGGCGAAUACCACUGGCGUGAUGGCGGCGAGCAGCACGUGAACGACCCGGUCAGCAUUGCCAACUUGCAGGACGCCGCACGCACGAAGAACGACAAGUCCUACGAGGCCUAUGCCAAGUCUGAACAUGAGCAGAUCAAGAACUGUACGCUCCGCGGCAUGCUCGACUUUGACUUUGAGCAGCGGACCCCGAUCCCGAUCGACCAGGUCGAGCCGUGGACCGAGAUCGUCCGCCGUUUUGUGACGGGCGCCAUGUCUUACGGAUCUAUCUCCAUGGAGUCCCACUCCACCCUCGCCAUUGCCAUGAAUCGGUUGGGCGGCAAGUCCAACACAGGCGAAGGUGGUGAAGACGCCGAGCGGAGCAAACGGAUGGAGAAUGGCGAUACGAUGCGGUCUGCCAUCAAACAGAUCGCCUCGGGCCGUUUCGGUGUGACCUCGCACUAUCUGGCCGAUGCUGAUGAGCUUCAGAUCAAGAUGGCCCAGGGCGCCAAGCCCGGUGAAGGAGGUGAGCUUCCUGGCCACAAGGUCGUCGGUCCCAUUGCCCACACCCGUUACUCGACGCCUGGUGUUGGCCUGAUCUCGCCGCCGCCCCACCACGACAUCUACUCCAUCGAGGAUCUGAAGCAACUCAUCUACGAUCUCAAGUGCUCCAACCCCCGUGCCCGUGUCUCCGUCAAGCUUGUCUCGGAGGUCGGUGUUGGCAUUGUUGCCUCGGGCGUUGCCAAGGCAAAGGCCGAUCACAUUCUGAUCUCUGGCCAUGACGGUGGUACUGGUGCAUCUCGCUGGACGGGCAUCAAGUACGCUGGCCUGCCGUGGGAACUGGGUCUCGCUGAGACACACCAGACUCUGGUCCUGAAUGACCUCCGUGGCCGUGUCAUUGUUCAGACUGAUGGCCAGAUCCGUACCGGCCGUGAUCUUGCUGUCGCCUGUCUGCUGGGUGCCGAAGAGUAUGGCUUUGCAACCACGCCGUUGAUUGCCAUGGGGUGCAUCAUGAUGCGCAAAUGCCACCUGAACACCUGCCCCGUUGGUAUCGCCACCCAGGAUCCUCAUCUCCGUUCCAAAUUCCAGGGUACACCUGAACACGUGAUCAAUUUCUUCUAUUACGUCGCCAACGAGAUGCGCGCCAUUAUGGCCAGGCUGGGGAUCCGCACCGUCAACGAGAUGAUCGGACGUGCCGAGCUUCUCAAGGUCCGGGACGAUAUCCGGACGCCCAAGCAAGCGAGGAUCGACCUCUCCCUCAUUCUCACUCCGGCUCACUCUCUCCGCCCUGGUGUUGCGACGUACAAUGUCCGCAAGCAGGACCAUCGCCUGCAUACUCGCCUGGAUAACAAGCUCAUCGCCGAAUCGGAGCUUGCCUUGGAGAAGGGACUGCCGUGCCGGGUCGAGUGCGAUAUCGUCAACACGGAUCGCAGUCUGGGUGCCACUCUUUCUUACCAGGUCAGUCGCCGCUUCGGUGGAGACGGCCUUCCACAGGACACGAUCCAUGCGAACAUCAAGGGAUCGGCUGGCCAGUCUUUUGGUGCCUACCUUGCGCCUGGUAUCACCCUCGAGCUGGAGGGCGACGCGAACGAUUAUGUCGGCAAGGGUCUGUCGGGUGGCCGUCUCAUCGUCUACCCGCCCCGUGGUGCGGCUUUCAAGGCAGAGGAGAAUGUCAUCGUUGGAAACACCUGUCUCUAUGGCGCCACCCGUGGAACAUGCUACUUCCGCGGUGUCGCUGCCGAGCGGUUUGCGGUCCGUAACUCUGGUGCUACGGCUGUGGUUGAAGGCGUCGGCGAUCACGGAUGUGAGUACAUGACUGGCGGCCGUGUGCUGAUCCUCGGCUCCACCGGCCGUAACUUCGCUGCCGGUAUGUCUGGUGGCAUUGCGUAUGUUCUGGAUAUGAACCAAGACUUCUACUCCAAGGUCAAUAUGGAGAUGGUAGAGGUCUCUUCUCUGGAAGACCCGACCGAGGUCGCCUUCCUCCGUGGGUUGAUUGAGGACCAUCACCACUAUACCGGCUCGGAGCUGGCUGCCCGCAUCCUUCUGGACUUCACCCGGGCAUUGCCCCAUUUCGUCAAGGUGCUGCCUAUUGACUACAAGCGUAUCCUGACGGAGGAGGCAGCCAAGGCGGAGGCCGCGAAGAAAGCCGAAUUUACCCUCCCGCGCCUGCCCAGCACCCCGGCCAGUGCCGAGAAGCCCAAGGCGAAGGUUGCGGAUGACGGCAAGAAGGCCGAAAUGCUGGACAUUGAGGACAGUGUGACCGACUCCAAGACCGAGAAGAAGCGGUCCGCCCUCAUCCUUGACAAGACCCGGGGCUUCAUGAAAUACAACCGGCGCAGCGAGAAGUACCGCAACCCAACCACUCGCACCCGUGACUGGGGGGAGAUCUCGAGCCGUCUCACCGAAGAUGAGCUCAAGUACCAAUCGGCUCGUUGUAUGGAUUGCGGUGUUCCUUUCUGCCAGUCUGAUACUGGAUGUCCCAUCUCCAACAUCAUCCCCAAGUGGAACGAGCUGGUGUUCCAGAACCAGUGGCAAGACGCCCUCAACCGUCUCCUUAUGACCAACAAUUUCCCCGAAUUCACCGGCCGUGUCUGCCCUGCGCCGUGCGAAGGGGCCUGUGUCUUGGGAAUCACCGAGGACCCCGUGGGUAUCAAGUCGAUCGAGUGUGCCAUCAUCGAUCGCGGAUUUGAGAUGGGUUGGAUGGUCCCUCGGCCACCUCAGACCCGCACCGGGAAGACCAUUGCUAUCAUUGGAUCCGGCCCCGCUGGUCUCGCCGCCGCAGACCAACUCAACCGUGCUGGCCACAGCGUCACUGUCUAUGAGCGUGCUGACCGCAUUGGUGGGCUGCUCAUGUACGGUAUUCCGAACAUGAAGCUUGACAAGAAGAUCGUCCAGCGUCGUGUGGACUUGAUGGCCGCGGAAGGUGUCAAGUUCGUCACCAAUACGUCUGUCGGGCCCGAUGACAAGGUGUCGCUAGAUUCUUUGCGUGCGAGUAACAACGCAGUCGUCAUCGCCACCGGCGCUACCGUCGCUCGAGACCUGAAGGUGCCCGGCCGUGAGCUGGAUGGUGUACACUUCGCCAUGCAGUUCCUGCACCGCAACACCAAGUCCCUCCUCGACUCGGAACUUGCCGAUGGUGCGUACAUCUCCGCCAAAGAUAAGCACGUUGUGGUUAUUGGUGGCGGUGAUACUGGCAAUGACUGCAUUGGGACUUCGGUUCGCCACGGCGCCAAGUCCGUCACCAACUUUGAGCUUCUGCCCCAGCCUCCUCCCGAGCGUGCCCGUGACAACCCAUGGCCGCAGUGGCCCCGCAUCUACCGUGUGGACUAUGGCCACUCGGAGGUCAAGACCCACAUGGGCAACGACCCUCGCGAGUACUGUGUCAUGUCCAAGGAUUUUGUCGAUGAUGGCAGCGGCCGCGUUAAGGGCAUCAACACCGUCCGCGUUGAGUGGACCAAGAGCGCUUCGGGUGGCUGGGACAUGAAGACGGUCGAAGGCAGCGACCAGUUUUUCCCGGCUGAUCUGGUCCUUUUGUCUAUGGGUUUCCUGGGUCCUGAAGACCGCAUGCUGGGCGAUGAGAUUGAACGGGACGCCCGCAAGAAUGUCAAGACUCCCCCGGGGCAGUACGCCUCCAACCUUCCCGGUGUCUUUGCGGCGGGAGAUUGCCGUCGCGGACAGUCUCUCAUCGUGUGGGGUAUCAACGAAGGUCGCCAGUGCGCUCGUGAAAUCGACACCUUCCUCAUGGAUACCAGCUCGCAGCUCCCUGUUACUGGAGGUAUUGUCCGCCGGCCGGCCAUUGACUCUGUCCCUCGGGUAGCGCAGCCUGUAUGUGCUUGAACGGUUAAUCUCUGGACGGCUUCCAGGUGUUGGGUUUCUCAUGUGUCAUGCGGACAAUGAUCUAUGAAUAUUUCAACGCAACCGAAAAUUUCGUCGAAUCUGUGGUGUAAUCGCGGGGGAGGUGCUGUAUCUUUCAUCACAGUUAUCUAGACGAUCUGUCAAGGCUCUUUGUCUGCGAGCGAGGCUUUCAUCAUUUUAUCAUGCGAUAUUCGAUUCUACUACGUGAUCAUGGUCUUGGUUUUGGUUCAUUAUUUAUGUUUCCCACGGGGGUGAUGAUAUCUGGUUUGGCUGUCUUCCCGCUUCUUUUCCUUUGUUUACAAAAUGAGUGCAAGGUGUCAGAGCGUUUAUGUGUUUCUUGAAGUUCUGUUGUCUCAUGUUGUACAUAUUCUGGCCAAGUGCCAGCAGGUGUUUACAAUUUAGCCUCCUAUACUU
This is a messenger RNA of Aspergillus campestris IBT 28561, 7050 nucleotides long. Its product is annotated as glutamate synthase (NADH). The transcript has 4 exons. Gene Ontology annotation, molecular function: FMN binding; glutamate synthase (NADH) activity; iron-sulfur cluster binding. The coding region runs from base 238 to 6618 and encodes 2126 amino acids. The record is from RefSeq and is a predicted model, not a curated record. Lineage: Eukaryota; Fungi; Ascomycota; Eurotiomycetes; Eurotiales; Aspergillaceae.